Tilletiopsis washingtonensis is the source of this 769-nucleotide messenger RNA. RefSeq lists its product as hypothetical. The coding region runs from base 22 to 300 and encodes 92 amino acids. The transcript has a single exon. NCBI's taxonomy places the organism in Eukaryota, Fungi, Basidiomycota, Exobasidiomycetes, Entylomatales. The record is from RefSeq and is a predicted model, not a curated record.
CCCUCGCCGGCCGGCGCGCCGAUGCCGCCCACGUUCGCCUCGCCCAGCGCCGCCGCCAAGCUCGGCGCCGGCCCGCACCGCAGCACGAUGCGUCUGACGGGCCCGCUGCCCAGUCUGAUGCAGCUGCCGUGCUCGAGCGACCGCUCGACGUCGGGCAUGACGCCCACGACGCCCAUGGACAGCCCCGGCCUGCACGUCGGCAUCAACGCCGCCGCGCCGCGCGUGCACCCGCCGACGGCGCGACAAGAGCUCAUGCGGCUGCCUCCGCUGCGCCCUCGCGGCCCGUUCGAGGGCCCUUAGACUCGCCACCACCUUUUCGGACGCCCCUUUUCACGCCAUCACAUCUGCUUGCGCUUCUCAUCAAGUGAUCCUCUCGCAUCUCUCCCCAUGGGUCUUGGUCAUGCCAGUCACCGGUCCGGUCAGACAGCUCCCUCUCUCACCUUACUACCCCCCCUACCCUGGCUCUCCCUCUCCCACGCCAUGCCUUCGCGACUUGUUCGUCCGUCGGCGUCGCGUGCGUGCGUCAUACGACUUCCCCUAUCCCCCCCUCAUCACGACUCGCUACACUGCCACUCUACUACUCCCCCCUACCUGUUUCGUCCCCCCUGCCCCGCUCUGUUCCUGCCGUGCUAUUCUGUGCCCCCGCUGCUGCCUCUUCCCUGACGACCCGCGCGCGUCGUGCUGUACUACCUCCUUACUGCUAUUCGGUGCUCUCACCUCGUCUCGCUUCUUCUCGCGCACAUCGGCCCACCUAAAAUGCAAUCUGCUC